Messenger RNA from Salvelinus sp. IW2-2015, 1890 nucleotides. The record is from RefSeq and is a predicted model, not a curated record. Lineage: Eukaryota; Metazoa; Chordata; Actinopteri; Salmoniformes; Salmonidae.
CUAAAACAUGUUACGGUUAGUAAUCUAGCUUCAACCAGACGCCGGCUGCGCCCAAUAGCAUCCUAGCGUCAACAGUGCUAGUCCUGACAUGUCUCUCAGAGCCUAUUUAAAUCCGGGGGAGACGGGGAAGUAGUUCCUAAUGCUACCAGCCGAGCUGAAGCACUUUAUGUACAGAAUAUGAAGGGUGUAUUAUAGAGGGGGUAGAUAAAGAACAUCUACUCAUUAGUACUUUUAUUUAUUUAGGUGAAAGACAGAAUGGCAGAGAAUUGUGAGAGAAUGGCAGAAUGGCAUAGAAGUAGUUCCCAAAUAAAUACGUUGGACAAUGAGAAACUUGUACGACCAAAAGAGAAACUGCAUAUCUUAUUACAACAGGCAGGUGCAGACAAAGACAUUUUCACGCGUGAAAGAGUGAUAUUCUACCUGGGACAGUACAUCAUGAAGAAACAGCUUUAUGACAUGAAGCAGCAACACAUAGUGCACUGUGCUGAUGACCCACUGGGGGCUGUACUGGGAGUGGACAGCUUCUCUGUUAAAGAACCACGAGUCCUCUUCGCUAUGAUCACCACAAAAUCUCCUCGCGGUGAAAAAUCAAGAUCCCAAUCUGUCUUCACGGAACCCAGGAGCCAGAGUGAACCGGAUAGAGGGCCUAAGGUAAGAACCUCCUGUGACUCUGUGGGUCAGCCUCCUGUGACUCUGUGGGUCAGCCAUCCUGUGACUCUGUGGCCAAGCCUCCUGUACUCUGUGGCCGCCCCCUGUGACUCUUGUGGCCAGCCCCCUGUGACUCUGUGGGGGCCUCCUGCAAAUGUCACCAUCUUUGAGCAGAGGGAGGAGGACUCGUGUCCGAUGACGACAACUGAAAUCACGGAAGCAGACUACUGGAAGUGCUCACAGUGUGAGGAGUUGAACCCUCCCCUCCCCCGUAACUGCAACCGCUGCUGGACGCGAAGAAUGGAUUGGUUUCCCGAGUCCGACAGCAACUCUGCUACCACCACCACCAUAGCCCCUAACCUCAAACCCUUUCCCCCCAAGCCUUCCCCAGCCCCGACAGAGCCCGACGAGACCGAAGGACUGGAUGUCCCAGACGGGAAGAGAGCCAGGUCGCCCCUUCCCCUCCUCAAAGACUCCCAGGAUUUGGUGUCCGUCUCUGGGCCCGAUUCCCAAGACUCGGCCUGCUCCUCCCAGCCCUCCACCUCUUCUUCGAACUCCAAUGUUGUAGGCUCAUGUUCGUCCUCUAGCGCCCCCUUCAGCCAAGAAGUGAUGGCYCCGGACUUGGAGCGUUUCAACAGCCUGGAGGCUCACCUCCCCGCCAGCUGCCUGGAACCCUGCGUCAUCUGUCAGACCAGGCCCAAGAACGGCUGCAUCGUCCACGGACGCACCGGACACCUCAUGGCCUGUUACACCUGCGCCAGGAAACUGAAGAAGAGGAACAAGCUGUGUCCUGUCUGCAGGGAGCCUAUCCAGUCUGUCGUCUUAAUUUAUCUCAGCUGAGGACGGCCAUCGGCUAAGACUSUACAUUCCAAAUAGCGGUCUAUUCCCUAUGUAGUGCACUACUUUCAACCAUGGCCCCAUAGGACUCUGGUCUAAAGUAGUGCACUACAUAGGGAAUAGGAUGUAACCCAAAGCUACACAACUCCCUGAUCGUAAAAAAAACUUAAAUCCUGAAUGAAUAAAUAAUAUGUUUUAAUUUGUUUAUUUGGAAGUGAUUUUAUUAUUAACAGUUUGUUGACUCUAUCAAACAAGGAGCCUGUUGUGUUGAUUUGGGUUUGAUUUCUAGUGUUCAGUCAAAUAGCCUUUGUAGUUUUUCAAUGGAUCAAAUCUCUUAGCAGUGAUAUAUUCAAUAUAUUUUUUAUUUUGAUUGAAUAAAGAAUAUCUAGCAAAUUAACAGAUAUA